AUGUUAGUAUUUGUGGAGUUGCUUUUAAUAGCAUUGCCUGAAGUGGUGUGCAAGAAUCCUAGCCUUCAAUGUGACUUGCAGGAGCCUCUUCCUAUUCGGCACACCUAUCAUCAGCUUGGCGACAUUAAUGUUGCUGGCAUUAUUUCUGCCUUCUUUGCAUCUUCUAAUCCCGUUGAUUUCAUUCAAGAUCCUUCUCAGGAAUUUCAUGAUGGACUUGUGGAGAUGGAGUUACCUUUAUCUUUGUGUAAUGAUCCUUGUGAGACAGGACACAGCAAGGCCAAGAAAGAAGGAAAGCUGUUUUGUUGCUAUGAUUGCCAUCGGUGUCCAGAGGGGAACAUAUCACAGGAGAAGGACAUAGAUGACUGUUCUCCAUGUCCACAAGGUCAAUAUCCAAAUCCUGGGAAAAAUAUGUGCAUUCCAAAGCGGAUCAUCUUUUUGUCCUAUGAAGAACCUUUUGGGAUCAGUCUGACUGUUCUUUCUCUUUGCUUUUCUUUAAUGACAACAUUGGUAAUCACAAUCUUCAUGAAACACAAAGAAACUCCCAUCGUCAAAGCCAACAACCUGAAUCUCACUUAUACACUCCUAGUUUGUCUUCUCCUAUCUUUCCUUUGUGUCUUUCUAUUUGUUGGGAGGCCCACUACGAUUGUGUGUCUCUUUCGACAACCAGAUUUUGGCCUCAUCUUUUCUGUGGCAGUUUCAUGUGUAUUGGCCAAAACCUUUCUUGUGGUUCUAGCAUUCAUGGCUACCAAACCUGGUUCCAGACAGAGGAAAUGGGUGGGGGGAAAGAUGGUCAGUUUCAUUCUAUUAUCCUGUUCCAUUGUUCAAAUAUGUAUUUGUGCUGCAUGGCUGAUAACAUCCCCACCAUAUCCAGAUAUUGAUGCAGAGACAAUGUCUGAAGAAGUCAUCCUUGAGUGCAAUGAAGACUCUGUCAUGUUCUACUGUGUUUUGGGCUUUAUGGGUUUUCUUGCUCUCCUUAGUUUCUCUGCUGCUUUUCUAGCUAGGAAUUUACCUGACAGCUUCAAUGAAGCCAAAUUCAUCACCUUCAGCAUGUUGGUCUUCUGCAGUGUUUGGUUGUGUUUUAUUCCAACCUAUCUAAGCACAAGGGGAAAAUAUACAUUGGCUGUGGAGAUCUUCUCAAUGAUCUCCUCCAGUGCUGGCUUAUUGUUUUGUAUCUUUUUUCCCAAGUGUUUUAUUAUUGUGAUGAGACCUGAACUGAAUGAUAAACAUCAGCUCAUGAAGAGAAAGUUUUAA
Molecule: messenger RNA, 1251 nt
Organism: Thamnophis elegans (Western terrestrial garter snake)
Lineage: Eukaryota; Metazoa; Chordata; Lepidosauria; Squamata; Natricidae
Product: vomeronasal type-2 receptor 26-like
Exons: 4
Coding region: 1-1251 (416 amino acids)
Biological process (GO): G protein-coupled receptor signaling pathway
Cellular component (GO): membrane
Molecular function (GO): G protein-coupled receptor activity
Source: RefSeq, a predicted model, not a curated record